CCUCUCCGCUUCUGUGCCGCAGAGGACGGGCCGCGCCUCGAGGGAGCGCUGGCCGAGCUGACCGCGGAGCCCGACCUUCCCGUUGUGUUUGUGACGCGCAGAGAGCUAGGCGGCCAUGGUCCGACCCUGAAGUGCCUUGUGCUGAAGGAGGAGCCUCUGCCAUAAUGCCGGUUGAGGAAUACUGGCUGUGUCUGCCAGCCUCUCAUGUUAGACCUUUUGUGCAGACCAUCAGGGUCACGCAGACUUGUCCCCACUGGUGCUGGGUUCCAGGUGUUCUGCCUUGCGUCCCUGGGCCAUCCUGUGUGCCUGCCAUGCUGCCAUGGGGCAGCCCCAGUGCCGUGCCUCCUCUUCCACCUCUUCUUCUUCCUCCUCCUCUUCCUCCACCACCACCACCACCACCACCACCACCAUCACCACCACCAUCUUCCUCUAUUGCACCCCCUUCCACAUCCCAAGCAUCCUGUUCUUCUGACCCCAAGCUCAGCCUUUCACCCCCAACAUGAGGUAGGCAGGAGAAAAAUGUAAAGUCUAGGCUGGCUUAUCAAGAGGGCAGACUUCAAAAGCUACUAAACAUGAACGGCUCUAAGGACCCUGCGGAGUCCUACGACUAUGAUCUCAUCAUCAUUGGAGGGGGCUCCGGAGGACUGGCCGCUGCUAAGGAGGCAGCUAAAUAUAACAAGAAGGUGAUGGUCUUAGAUUUUGUCACUCCAACUCCUCUUGGAACUAAAUGGGGUCUCGGAGGAACAUGUGUGAAUGUGGGCUGCAUACCGAAGAAGCUGAUGCACCAGGCAGCUUUGCUAGGACAGGCCGUGCGGGACUCUCGGAACUAUGGCUGGAAUGUGGAGGAGACCGUGGGACACGACUGGGGGAAGAUGACCGAAGCCGUGCAGAACCACAUCGGCUCUCUGAACUGGGGCUACCGCGUGGCCCUGCGGGAGAAGAAGGUCACCUAUGAGAACGCCUACGGGCGGUUUGUGGGUCCUCAUAGGAUUAAGGCAACGAAUAACAAAGGCAAAGAGAAAAUUUACUCAGCAGAGAGAUUUCUCAUUGCUACCGGUGAAAGGCCACGUUACUUGGGCAUCCCUGGUGACAGAGAAUACUGCAUCAGCAGUGAUGAUAUUUUCUCCUUAUCUUAUUGCCCGGGGAAGACCCUGGUGGUCGGAGCAUCCUAUGUCGCUUUGGAAUGUGCUGGGUUUCUUGCUGGCAUUGGUUUAGAUGUCACUGUUAUGGUACGAUCCAUUCUCCUGAGAGGAUUUGACCAGGACAUGGCCAACAAAAUUGGUGAACACAUGGAGGAACAUGGUGUCAAGUUUAUAAAACAGUUUGUACCAAUAAAGAUUGAACAAAUUGAAGCUGGGACACCAGGCCUACUCAAGGUGGUAGCUCAGUCCACCAAUAGUGACCAAACCAUCGAAGGAGAGUACAAUACGGUAUUGCUGGCAAUAGGAAGAGAUGCUUGCACAAGAAAUAUUGGCUUAGAAACUGUGGGUGUAAAGAUAAACGAAAAGAAUGGAAAAAUACCUGUCACGGAUGAGGAGCAGACCAACGUGCCUUACAUUUACGCCAUUGGCGACGUUCUGGAGGGGAAGCCGGAGCUCACCCCUGUAGCCAUCCAGGCAGGAAGGCUGCUGGCUCAGAGGCUCUACGCUGGCUCCACAGUCAAGUGUGACUAUGAAAAUGUUCCAACAACUGUAUUUACUCCUUUGGAAUAUGGUGCUUGUGGUCUUUCUGAAGAAAAAGCUGUGGAAAAAUUUGGGGAAGAAAAUAUUGAGGUUUACCAUAGCUACUUUUGGCCACUGGAAUGGACGGUUCCAUCAAGAGAUAGCAACAAAUGCUACGCAAAAAUAGUCUGUAAUAUGAAGGACAGUGAACGAGUUGUGGGCUUCCACAUACUGGGUCCAAACGCUGGAGAAGUCACACAAGGCUUUGCAGCCGCGCUCAAGUGUGGCCUGACCAAGCAGCAGCUGGACAGCACCAUCGGGAUCCACCCCGUCUGCGCAGAGAUCUUCACGACCCUGUCGGUGACCAAGCGCUCCGGGGCGAGCAUCCUGCAGGCCGGCUGCUGAGGUUAAGCCCCAGUGUGGAUGCUGCUGCCAAGACUCCACCCACUGAGGUGUUUCCCUGCCCAAGUCCAAGGUGAAGUUCUCAGGGAGCUUCUUUGGCUUCGACACCUGUGUGUCCUGGGCCUGUGUCGCCCGAGGCACCCUUGGAUCUCACGGGUAGGAGGUGGUGAGUGGAAGGCGGGCAGCAUCACACUGGGGUCACCACGACAGACUCGAAACUGACCUUCGGCAGUGCACCGCAGGGUGCGUCCAUGAAGUCACCGGCCUGAAGCCCCCGCGGUGGGCCGUGAUGGAACUACUGGCGGAGCAGUUUUAGCAAUUUCUAUUGUAAUUCUCUUUGAUACGCUUCUAUUAUUGAUUCUGUUUUCUCCAAGGUGUUAAUGAUACUAGAAUGAAAAAAAAAAUGUUAGUGCUCGAUUUUUGUGCAAAGCAAGUCUUGGCUUGAGUAUGCUCGUGCGUGCCUCGUGCUUGGGAGGCGUGGUUUGGCUCACUUGGAGGCCGAAAGGCCCGUCCCCUGAUCCACAACUGCCCUGGGACUCCGAUGUUCUGUUCUACUCAACUGACCCGUGCAGCGUCUCCCCUCACAAGUUACAUGGUCAAGCAAGUAGAUGUGUGGCUGGCUCUGGCCACGUCUGCCCCAUGUGCUCCAUCGCCAGUUACUGGUUUUCUUUCUGCUUAGGAGCGGAAAUGGCGACUUGGCCAGCCCAUCUGGGCGAUACGCCCCGCACAGACCUGAGCGGCCCAGCACGAUCGCCGUCAUUAUUCACCGUGGGGCCAGAUGUGCUCCUUAAAUGGGGAGAAACUUGACGUGUCUUUACUGAGUUUGUUGCACUCAGGUCUAAGUGAGCUGAAAUGCUUAGUACUUGUUUAGAACCUGUUUUUGAGGGGGUAGCUUUAGCUUUCAGCUAAAAGCA
Molecule: messenger RNA, 2977 nt
Organism: Pipistrellus kuhlii (Kuhl's pipistrelle)
Lineage: Eukaryota; Metazoa; Chordata; Mammalia; Chiroptera; Vespertilionidae
Gene: TXNRD1
Product: thioredoxin reductase 1
Biological process (GO): glutathione metabolic process; cell redox homeostasis; cellular response to oxidative stress
Cellular component (GO): mitochondrion; cytosol
Molecular function (GO): flavin adenine dinucleotide binding; glutathione-disulfide reductase (NADPH) activity; thioredoxin-disulfide reductase (NADPH) activity
Source: RefSeq, a predicted model, not a curated record